AGAUCGACGGCGACCAGUUCUUCUCCGACGACCACAAGGCGGAGAUCCAGCGAGACAUCCGGGGCAAGCUCACGGACGAGCUCCAGGACAAGGUGGACGCGCAGAUCAAUUACCACUGCACUAGCCUCUACGACCACACCGUCUUUGAGGCCUUUAGCAAGGUCGUGCAGAAGAUGGUCCCGCACUUGGAGGUCUUGGAGCAGUGCCUGGACCUCCUUAUCACCCAGUCUCGCAUGGAGAAGGCGUUUCUCUUCGACGUGGUGUCGAAGGUGUACAUCGCCUCCGACCCCCAGCCGGUGGCUCUGCAGCAGUACGAGCUCUGCUCCGACAUGAUCGACGUGGUCAUCGACGUCUCGUGCCCU
Prorocentrum cordatum is the source of this 362-nucleotide messenger RNA. Lineage: Eukaryota; Dinophyceae; Prorocentrales; Prorocentraceae. The record is from the annotation of a GenBank genome assembly.